Linum trigynum is the source of this 3714-nucleotide messenger RNA. The record is from the annotation of a GenBank genome assembly. NCBI's taxonomy places the organism in Eukaryota, Viridiplantae, Streptophyta, Magnoliopsida, Malpighiales, Linaceae.
UACAUUAAAACACAUAUGCUUGAUAGUAUAGUAGAGGGUUAUAGGUAUAAUAUGUCCCUCUACUAUGACCUUUUAUGAAACAUGCCCUUCUACUAUUUUUUAUAUCGAGCAUGCCCCUGUACUUUGUAAAAAUGAUCAAACAUGCCCUUUUGUUUAAAUUCUCAUCCAAAAACCCUUAACCAAGGUCGAACUUUGGUUUGGGCGACACAAAUGUCUAAAAUAUUCCUAAUCAUUUCACUUUUGAAUUUUUUUGUUCUUUUCUAUAUCCAAAUAAUUCGAAUAAUUUCACUUUGAAUAGACCCAGAGAAAUAAAACGAGAGACAAAACUGACAUUUUCGCUCCCAUUUGCCGAUGUCGGGUCGUCUAAAUCUUGGUUCAACCAUGAUUGACGAUUUUUUCAAUGGAAAUUUUAACAGAAGGGCAUGUUUAAUAAUUUUUUUCAAAGUACAUGGGUAUGUUUGAUGUAAAAAAAUAAUAGAGGGGCAUGUUUGAUAAAAUGUCAUAGUAGAGGUGCAUAUUAUACCUAUAACCCUAUAGUAAAAGUGGUGGACAAUAACACUCCUGAAACUAAGGGGUCGUUUGGAAGUUGCGAUUGUUAAAUAGAUGUAUUGUUUAGAAUGCAUGUAUAAUAUUAUACAUGUAUUGUCGAAUUUGAUGCAUUGUAGAAUACAGCGUUUGGUAUGUGUGAUUGUGUAUGUCGCAUCAGCUAAAAGCUGAGACAAAACAAUCUCAACGCAACUAUCUCAACAAUCACAACUAAAAGUUGAGAUUAACAAUCACUCAAAAUAAGUGAUAGUUUAUGUCACAUCACAGAAACAAUCCCUAAAAAUACAAAAAACGAUGCAUUGUAAACAAUACAUGCAUAAUGACAAUCUCAACAAAACUAUCGUCAACUUCCAAACCACCCCUAACAAAACUUUUUCUUUAAACCCACGCACUAUUAAUCUGUUAUGCUUCAAAUAACGAGGAAACACAUCCCUAAUUAGUAGAAGUUUGUUACACCCAACAAUUAGCAUGCAGCUUGACGAGUUCUCUGGAAUCCCUUCAAGGAUCUGUCACCGUCGCCAUGUUGCUGGCAAAACAAGCCACCCCCCGCCCAAUCCAGUACUGGUUCUACCCGUGACCCCGCCGGCCGGCCUGCUCGCCAAACUUUCUCCAUCACAUAAUGAUCAGCAAAUUCAAAACUCGUCCUUCACCCGAACACGUUCCCACUGUCGAUGGAUCGAAUCAACACUGCUUCCCUGCCUCCUGCCCAACAAAUUCAGACAUUUUAUUGCCUCCUAUAGGCUUCACUGCUUUAUAUAAAUAGCAAGCAUGCUUGUGCAUGUAAAGUAUAUACACUAAUUAAGCAUACAAUGAACGCCGCCUUGUAUACGACUGGAACCUCCUCCUUCACCGCCUCCGCCACCAUCCCGCCGAUUACCGCCUCGAUCCGCAAAUCACGAGUUCAUGCCGCCGCGGCGAACCACCACCACCAGCAGGAAUGUAAUUAUAAUUCCCUACCUUCCUUGAUUCUCAACGUGGCUGACGACUUCAUUAACACGUUCAUCGAUCCUCCCAGCAGCCACCGCCCUUCCACCGACCCGCGAUUCGUCCUUUCCGGCAACUUCUCCCCCGUCGUCGACGAGCUCCCACCCACCGAGUGCAACGUCAUCCACGGCUCCCUCCCUCCUUGCCUCGACGGGGCCUACAUCCGCAACGGGCCCAACCCACAACACCUCCCUCGUGGGCCUUACCAUUUCUUCGAUGGGGAUGGCAUGCUCCACGCGCUCACCAUCUCACGCGCCCACCCGCCCACGCUCUGCAGCCGCUAUGUCAACACCCACAAGUACUUGACGGAACGCGCCGCUGGGGCUACUUUGAUCCCCAAUGUCUUCUCCGGCUUCAACGGCUUCCCCGCCGCUGCGGCCCGCUCUAUCCUCGCCGCCGCUAGAAUUCUCGCCGGCCAAUUCGACCCGCGAAAUGGAAUUGGCGUCGCCAACACCAGCCUCGCCUUCUUCGGCGACCGCCUAUUCGCCCUCGGCGAGUCCGAUCUCCCUUAUGCCGUCCGACUGACGGAGGACGGCGACAUCGAGACACUCGGCCGCCACGAUUUCGACGGCGGCCUGGCGCUGACCAUGACGGCGCACCCGAAGACCGAUCUCCAAACUGGCGAGACGUUCGCCUUCCGGUACAGCCCGGUCCAGCCGUAUCUGACCUACUUCAGAUUCGACGCCGGCGUCGGCGGGAGAAAGCAACCCGACGUGCCGAUAUUUUCCCUUUCCCGGCCUUCGUUGAUCCACGAUUUCGUGAUCACGAAGAAAUACGCCGUGUUUGUAGACAUUCAGAUCGCGAUGCAGGGUCCGAUGGAGAUGGUUUUCGGAUCCGGGUCGCCCGUCGGGGUCGACCCAAAGAAAACUCCCCGGGUCGGGUUGAUUCCCCGGUACGCGGCGGAUGAUUCGGAAAUGAGGUGGUUUGACGUCAUCGGGUUCAACCCGUUCCACUCGAUCAACGCGUGGGACGAGGAAGGAGGCGGUGACGUUGUCGUUUUGCUGGCGACGAACAUCAUGUCGGUGGAGCACGCGCUGGAGACGUCGUCGGAGCAUAUCCAUGGAUUGGUGGAAAAGGUGCGGAUCGAUUUGAACGCGGGGACGGUUUCGACCCGGAACCUGGACUUCGGGGUGGUUAACCCGAGUUACGUGGGGAGGAAGAACCGGUUCGUGUACGCUGGAGUGGGUGACCCGCUGCCAAAGAUAUCGGGGGUGGUGAAGCUGGACGUCGGGGACGAAAUGGGGAGGGGGGAGAGCACGGUGGCGUGCAGGAUGUUCGGGUCGGGUUGCUUUGGCGGGGAACCGUUUUUCGUGGCGAAGAACCCGGAGGAUACGAACGCAGAGGAAGACCACGGGUACGUGGUGACGUACGUUCACGACGAGAAAAAUGGGGAGUCGAGGUUUUUGGUGAUGGAUGCUCAAUCGCCGGAGCUUGAGAUUGUGGCAGCAGUGGAGCUGCCGCGGCGGGUCCCGUACGGGCUCCAUGGGCUGUUCGUGAGUAGGGAUGACAACAAAACCCGAACCACGGGUAACCACCCGACCCAACCCGGUCAACGUGGGUAAAAUCCGUGUUGACGGGUUUUGAGUCGAGUUUGGGUUUAAACCUGUUCACUAUUCACAGCGGCCCAUGGGUACCCGCCCACACCCAUAUAAUUAAUUUUCUCGAUAUAUUUAAUAUUCUAAACAACUAAUCUUAUUUAUGUUUGUGGAGACAUGUCUAAUUUUUCUUUCUGAUUGUGUAGAAUGAAGUUGAUGUUAUCCAGUGGAGAGUUAAGAAACUUAAUUGAAAGGAAGAAGCUUUAUAUAAAAAUAGAAAAUUCCCUACCGCUACUCGAAUUAUUAAAUAACUCCCAAUUUACCCCAAUAAUUAUCAAAGAACAACAAACCGACAAAAGUAAUCCGAAUAAACAAACUAUAAAACUUGCGUGUUUCUAUCAUAAACUCAUGGAUUUGGGUUUGGCAAAACCCAACCCAACCCGACCAAUUGCCAUCCCUAUUCGUGAGGGAGAGUGAGAUGCAAGUCUUUAACAGAUUUCCCUCCUAAUAAAAAAAAGUUUAUAAUGCACCAGAAUGAGCUCACUUAGUGUGACCAAUCCUGCCUCUUCCUUUGAUGUUGAUGUUAAUUGUAUCAAUUGUGUAGUAUCAUGUGAGAGUCUAUUUGCAAUCAUAAAUGCAUUCGGAUUUA